GCGGCCCCGCCCACCUGCCCACGUGGGUCUUCCGGAAGGCCGAGGGGAGAGCUUCGGCCAUGGCCAGGGUCCGCAGGCUGGAGCUGGCGGAGGCCCUGGCGCUGGGGCCUAGCUGGCGGCACGCGUGCCACGCGCUGCUCUACGCGCCGGACCCGGGGCUGCUCUUCGGCCGCAUCCCGCUGCGUUAUGCCGUACUGAUGCAGAUGCGCUUUGAUGGGCGCCUGGGCUUCCCCGGCGGCUUCGUGAACACGCGGGACGGCAGCCUGGAAGACGGGCUGAACCGGGAGCUGGACGAGGAGCUCGGCGAGGCUGCGGCGGCCUUCCGCGUGGAGCGCGCGGACUACCGCAGCUCGCACGCCGGGCCCGGGCAGCAGGUCGUGGCCCACUUCUAUGCCAAGCGCCUGACGUUGGAACAGCUGACUGCAGUGGAGAUUGGCGCACCGCGCGCCAAGGACCACGGGCUGGAGGUGCUGGGCCUCGUGCGGGUGCCCCUCUAUACCCUGCGGGAUGGUGUGGGAGGCCUGCCUGCCUUCCUAGAGAAUUCCUUUAUUGGAGCUGCACGGGAGCAGCUGCUGGAAGCCCUCCAGGACUUGGGACUGCUGGCAUCUGGCUCUGUCGCAGGCCUUAAGAUCUCAGCUCCUCACUAGAGGCAGCCCUCCAUGGACCCAUGCUGAGCUCAGGACGCUGGUAUUGGAUAGGGAGGAAGGAAAAAGGGAAUAUUUUCUCUUCUGGACCUGGGCCUAAUAGAUGACAACAGAUUAAAAGAUGUAUGUACAGUAUGUUCUGAGCA
Messenger RNA from Ceratotherium simum simum (southern white rhinoceros), 790 nucleotides. It is a transcript of the gene NUDT16, whose product is annotated as nudix hydrolase 16. Gene Ontology annotation, cellular component: nucleus. The record is from RefSeq and is a predicted model, not a curated record. Gene Ontology annotation, biological process: mRNA catabolic process; sno(s)RNA catabolic process. NCBI's taxonomy places the organism in Eukaryota, Metazoa, Chordata, Mammalia, Perissodactyla, Rhinocerotidae. Gene Ontology annotation, molecular function: snoRNA binding; phosphodiesterase decapping endonuclease activity.